Messenger RNA from Dermochelys coriacea (leatherback sea turtle), 4528 nucleotides. RefSeq names its product ubiquitin conjugating enzyme E2 D2 (gene UBE2D2). Gene Ontology annotation, cellular component: nucleus. The record is from RefSeq and is a predicted model, not a curated record. Bases 906 to 1331 code for a protein of 141 amino acids. Gene Ontology annotation, biological process: protein K48-linked ubiquitination; ubiquitin-dependent protein catabolic process. The transcript is spliced from 9 exons. NCBI's taxonomy places the organism in Eukaryota, Metazoa, Chordata, Testudines, Dermochelyidae. Gene Ontology annotation, molecular function: ubiquitin conjugating enzyme activity.
CGCAGGGAGGGCCCGGUCGGGCUCCGGCUCCGGCUCCGGCUCCGCCGCCCGGGAGAGAGGCUACCUCCUGUUCCCAGCCGCCACCUCGGGCUCCUCGUCCCCUCCCGGCUGAGCUCAGGCCGCAGCCAGGGGCUGGGCCUCGGCGGUGCUGUAGGCCCCGCGAAGGGCCUGGCCUCGCCCCCCGGGGAGCGCAGGGACCCGGCUCCCGUGUGCUGGGCGCGGGGGGGGGGGUGCUCCCCGGGUUCCUCCUUUGCUCCCCAGCAGGGGGCUGGAGGCGGCCUCGUGGGGAGGGAGGCCGGGUGGGGGGCCGCCCGUCCCCCCCCCCCCCUUACGUAACCUCGCUGGCAGGGGCUGCCCGCGCCGGAGCUGGGCCUCCCCGGCGGCCCGUGUGAGCUGCGCCGAGAGGGAGCCUGCUCGGGAAGGGGCUUCCCGCAACCCCCCGAGCGGGGCUCCAGGCAGGCGGCUCUGAAUCGGGAGCCAGCCGACUCGCGUGGCCGAGGUAGAGGUGUUGGUUCUCGCUGUCAGCCCCGCGGGCUCUGGCCGGCCCGGGACCGUCCCUUCUCAGCCAUCGCUGGGCGAACCGAGCUGGCCUGAAGGGACCCCGGCACGGGGCGGUUUGGGGCUUUGUUGUUUUGAGUGUCGAAAAGCCAAGUAGUGAGAGAAAUGUAGCCUAGAGAGAGGAGUGACAUUGGAAGAGCAGAAAGCGAAAGCUGAAAAAGUGACGGUGAGGGAUUGUAGCCAGACUCCUCAAACCUCCUGCGUUUUUAUCAACGGGUCUUUAAGUCUGUGGGAGUGGAGGAGGAUGGGCCAGCAAAAAGGUAUCUGUGUCCUUAAUGCUGUAGAUCGUGCAGGGAACUGCUACUUCAUGCACUGAACUAAUAGCUGCUAGUCACUACAGCAGAAGCAUGCAGGAGUUGAAUGACCUGGCACGUGAUCCCCCAGCACAGUGUUCAGCAGGGCCUGUUGGAGAUGACAUGUUCCAUUGGCAAGCUACAAUAAUGGGACCAAAUGAUAGUCCCUAUCAGGGUGGAGUAUUUUUCCUGACAAUUCACUUCCCAACAGAUUACCCUUUCAAACCACCUAAGGUUGCAUUUACAACAAGAAUCUAUCAUCCAAAUAUUAACAGUAAUGGCAGCAUUUGUCUUGAUAUUCUACGGUCACAGUGGUCUCCAGCAUUAACUAUUUCAAAAGUACUUUUGUCCAUCUGUUCUCUGUUGUGUGAUCCCAAUCCAGAUGAUCCUUUAGUGCCUGAGAUUGCACGGAUCUACAAAACAGAUAGAGAAAAGUACAACAGAAUAGCUCGGGAAUGGACUCAGAAGUAUGCGAUGUAAUUAAAGAAAUUAUUGGAUAACCUCUACAAAUAAAGAUAGGGGAACUCUGAAAGAGAAAGUCCUUUUGAUUUCCAUUUGACUGCUUUCUAUGAGCCCACGCCUCAUCUUCCCCUGUGCACAUGUUUACCUGAUACAGCAGUGCUGCGUGUUGUACAUACUUGGAACAACAAAAUAGAAAUACUGUAUUCCCCGUACCAACAUUGACUCCUAGCAAAGAAGUGUGUGUGAAAAGCCAGUUCUUCAGUCAUAACUUAGUUGUGAGCCUAAAAGCAUUCCUUAUUGAUUUAAAUUGGGUAAUAAAAUGAGGGGGGAGGAGUGGUGGGUUUCAUCGUUUUCUGGAGACAGUUCACUGACUUGUGGGAGGAUUUUUUUUUAAAUGGAAUCCUUUUAAACUCAUAACAGUUAUGGAAAACCAAGGUGAAGAACUCAAAGCUGUUUCUGUAUUCAUUUUAUUCUGAAGGAUCUACAUCUUAGGUAAAAAUUACGACCAACAAGAUUAACCUGUACCCACAUCCUGUGUCUAAGGUCUAAGUUUAAAUGGUCAACAUUUAAAUGGAUCGGAGCUAUUAGUGCAUCAAGUGAUGUUGAUUUAUUUCAACUCUUCUCUCCCCUCCCUCAUACUUUUUUGGUUUGUAUGUGGUUUCUCAGUUAAUACAUAGCUAAUAGCUCUUAUUUUUCUUAAGUUUUUUUUAACUGCUUAGGUCUUUCUGGAUGUAAGGGUAAAAAUUCAUUUGACAGAAAACUCGUGUAUAUUUAAAGACCCAACUGCUCCCCUGGGGCUUGUACGUUCAAGAAUGAUUAAUCUGUGUAAUAAACUGAUUACUACAGUCAUUACAUAUAACUUUGUGUGAAUAGGCUUUUAAUUUUAAAACCAGUUUGUUACAGGCUAAAAUUAAUGGUGGCUUGUCCUUAAAUGUCUGCAUUCACAAACAGUUGCAUUUCAGAAUCAUGGAGCAAUUCAGUUUGCAUCAGAAAAGGCUAUUCGCCUGAACAAGACAAACGUAAGGUUAAAGCACUUACAUGAACUCAAGAGAUGUAGUGUGCCAGCAACUUGACUGUUAAACCAAAAAAGCAGUUUACUUAAUGAGGAUCUGAGCAACAUUUUACAAAACCUAAUGGUAUUAUUCCCACUUGCAUGGGACUUAACACAAUGCAUAUGUAGGUAAGUGAAACCUUAUGUAACUAAAAGUAAUGGAUGUAAAAGGGUAAAAAUGAUCAAACACAUCAGCACAAACGUUCAUAAAAUGUAGCUUUUACAUGCUUACUUUGCACUAAACAUUUGCAAAUGUUCAUUUGGUUUUAAAUUGUACUUGUAUGUGUCUUAUUUGAACAAAAUCUUCACUUGAAUUCAGUGAAAAUGUAGUUUGAAAUUUUACUUUGUAAACGAGUGUAUUUGCCAGCAACAUUCAUGUGAAAUAGGUGAGUCUGCAAUUUUAUCUCCUUUAGUAUAAUUGUAAACCAAGCCAUCAAAAUGAAGGAGAGGCUAUAGUCUCCAGCCACAGGGGUCUGUCCCAUCCAUUUUCAAAUGCAUCUUUACACUCUUGCACAAAUGAGGAAUAAAUGUCCACUGCGUUUGGUCUAAAUUUGUUCCACUUGUCUCAUCUCUCAAUGUCCUUGGUUUAUGCACAUCUGCAUGUAAAUGUUAGCAGCCUCUGGAGUUUUCUGUGCAGCAGGCUACAGGAAAAACUUGCAUAUACAAAUGAGUCUUGAUAGCAGGCACAUGGUAACUGCUAGGGUUUACACUUGGAGAUUUUUAUACUUAUUGCAUGGGGAAAAAGCGAAGUGUUCUGAUUUAAAAUGGCUCUGAAACAGAGCAGAGUUUCACUUGCAGAGAACUAUAGAAUGUAUGGCCAUAUAUUGAACAGGUGAUGUGCUAAGAACAUAGAACACUUAUUGGAAAAAGUACAGUGGUGAACAAUUUUAUGUGAAGUAACUUGCACUGAAAGGACAAAAGAACUUGGGAAAGGCUUGCACUAUUGAAGCAUUCUCUAAGAGCAUGAUUGUAUUUGCCUAUGUUCAUCUGCUAUUAUGGCCAUAGAAGAAUGAGCCAUAAUGGGGGCCAACAAACUGGGGGCCUUAUAUCUAAUAGUAAUAUUAAAAAAAAAAAAAAAAAAAAAAAAAAAAAAAACUCCAGUGUUAACUGGAGGUUAACUGCUGGUACCCUACUGUGGCAUUUGGGGGAAAGCACAGGGUAAUGUGAAGUCACCAGCACAACUUCCUAUACCAUGUUUGAUCUUCCUUGCCACCUUCAAUGAUAAGGAUAACUAAACAAUUACUUGCCUUUCACCACAUAUCUGUUUUGAGUAUCUUCUAUAAAGUCUCCACAGUCUGCUGUAAGUGCCAGAGAGUGGAAUAUAUAAUCUAAAUCCUUUUUAUGUGGUCAUGGAUUAAAUUACUGAUAAAGACCAAAGUGUGUGUGGUGGGGGAGAGAUUGAGGGGCAAGGGUAGAGGGUUAUAAGAAGAGAUGGAGAAACAAAGGGAGCCUGUUUCAAAGCUGUGGAUGAAGUUCUUGCAUGGUCAGUUGUGAUAGGGUGGCAGAAGUCUGUUCUAGGUAAAAAUAGAUAAGAUCUAAGCUAAUGCAAAAUCACAGGGGUGUUCAGUCUUCUGCAAAAUUCCAGCUUACAAAUGGAUAUCAUCGCUUGUAGUAAAGUGACUUCUACCCUCUGUAGGUGAAGUGAAGGCUUUUAAUCUAUUGGGACCUGAGUUCAUGUAACCGCAGGUGUGAAUAGCACCUUGUGUAGAUGUGUGCAUGUUGUAUUCUAGCUAACUCAUUUAAAAAUAGCAGUGAGGAUGCUAUGGCAUGGGGCUUCAGCAUAGUUACACAUGUACUUGUGGAGGCAAGCAGGCUUGUGCAGCCUGUGCUAAAGCCCAUUCCAUGAUGUUCACUUAAAUUAGCUUGUGGCAAAUUGGAGAACAGAUAACCAAUAAUGUCUGUCUACAUGGGCUUGCAUUCACAUCCCUGGCUACAAAGUAGACCUAUCCUGAAGCAUUACAUGUUGCAAGAAGCUUUUGUUUCUGGGUUAUUUUGCAUCAGUUUGCCCAACCAAGCAGCUAACAGAGCUUGUCUUGACUUUACAGUUCCAGUUAACUAAUUCACUUUAACUGAUACUACUGUGACUUAUAGGGCUGUACCUUCAGAAGCACUCUCCAUCUAACAGUUCCCAUUUUGUUGGGUGCUAAUUAUGUUUACUUAUAUA